GGCCGGCGCCGGCUGCUGGCGCCUCUUCGCCCCCGUUGCCGCUAGUGGCUGCUGUCGCUCCGUGAAGCCCAAGGAGACCGCGGCCAGAGCGUCCACCGCCCAAGAUGGUGGUUCCUGUGUCUCCUCUCCCACCCACGGAGCAGGAAUAAACUGUUCAGGCUGAGAUGGAUGGGCCCUGUUAGCCUGGUGGGCUGCCCCCAUCCCGCCUCCCCAUCAACUCCUCUUGUCAAGGGAGGUGCCUCUGUGUGGGGGGGGAGGCAGGGGGGCAAGAGCAUUCAGGUGGGGGUUGGGAGUUCCUUGCUCAGAGAGCAAGGAUGGUGCCCCCAGGGAAGAAACCAGCGGGAGAGGCCUCCAACUCCAACAAGAAGUGUAAGCGUUACUUCAACGAGCACUGGAAAGAGGAGUUUACCUGGCUGGACUUUGACUAUGAGCGGAAGCUGAUGUUCUGCCUCGAGUGCCGCCAGGCCCUGGUACGGAACAAGCAUGGCAAAGCCGAAAACGCCUUCACUGUGGGCACUGACAACUUCCAGCGCCACGCCCUGCUGCGCCACGUGACCUCAGGAGCCCACCGCCAGGCUCUGGCUGUCAACCAGGGCCAGCCCCCUUUUGAGGGCCAGGCUGAGGGCGGAGAGGCCUGCACAGGCCUGACUACGACCCCCGCCUCCAGGGGCGUCAAGGUGGAGGUAGACCCGGCCAAAGUGGCUGUGCUGACUACCGUGUACUGCAUGGCAAAGGAGGAUGUGCCCGACGACCGCUGCUCUGCCCUGCUCGAGCUGCAGAGGUUCAACCUGUGCCAGGCACUGCUGGGCACAGAGCAUGGCGAUUACUACAGUCCCAGGAGGGUGAGGGACAUGCAGGUGGCCAUUGCCAGUGUCUUGCACACAGAGGCCUGCCAGCGCCUGAAGGCAUCCCCAUAUGUGGGGCUGGUGUUGGACGAGACCAGAGACUGGCCGGAGUCACACAGCCUGGCCCUGUUUGCCACUUCGGUGUCCCCCUGUGAUGGCCAGCCUGCCACCACCUUCCUGGGCAGUGUGGAGCUACAGGAGGGCGAGGCCACUGCUGGCCAGCUCUUGGACAUCCUGCAGGCUUUCGGCGUAUCUGCACCCAAGCUGGCCUGGCUCAGCUCAAGCCUCCCCAAUGAGCGCCUGGGGAGUGUGGGCCCACAGCUCCGGGCCACUUGCCCACUGCUGGCAGAGCUGCACUGCCUCCCUGGCCGCACAGAUCCUGAGCCCCCCGCCUACUUGGGUCAAUAUGAGAGCAUAUUGGAUGCCCUAUUCCGCCUCCAUGGUGGUCCUAGUUCCCACUUGGUCCCUGAGCUCCGGGCAGCACUGGACCUUGCAGCUAUUGACUUGGCAGGGCCUCGGCCAGUGCCCUGGGCCUCCCUGCUGCCUGUUGUGGAAGCAGUGGCAGAGGCCUGGCCUGGCCUGGUGCCCACCCUGGAGGCUGCAGCCCUUGCCUCACCUGUGGCGGGGUCACUGGCCCUGGCCCUGCGCCAGUUCACCUUCGUGGCCUUCACCCACCUGCUGCUGGAUGCCCUGCCCUCUGUGCAGAAGCUCUCCCUUGUCCUGCAGGCAGAAGAGCCGGACAUGGCCUUGCUGCAGCCCCUGGUGAUGGCGGCUGCGGCCUCCCUCCAAGCUCAGCGCGGCUCAGGAGGGGCCCGCCUCCAGGGCUUCCUGCAGGAACUGGCAUCCACGGACCCUGACACCAGCAGCGGGCGCUGCACCUACCGCGGCGUGGAGCUGCUCGGUUACUCAGAGGCUGCGGUCCGGGGCUUGGAGUGGCUCCGGGGGUCCUUUCUGGACUCCAUGCGGAAGGGCCUACAGGACUCCUACCCCGGGCCUUCGCUGGACGCCGUGGCCGCCUUCGCGGCGAUCUUCGACCCCCGCCGCUACCCUCAGGCGCCAGAGGAGCUGGGCGCGCAUGGCGAGGGGGCGCUGCGGGUGCUGCUGCGCGGCUUUGCGCCUGCCGUGGUGCGCCAGCGGGCACUAGGGGACUUCGCGCUGUUUAAGCGCGUGGUGUUCAGCCUUGGGCGGCUCGGCCCGCGGGCCCUGUGCACUCAGCUGGCGUGCGCGCACUCGGAGCUGCACGAGCUCUUCCCCGACUUCGCUGCCCUAGCCGCCUUGGCUUUGGCGCUGCCCGCGGGCGCUGGCCUGCUGGACAAGGUCGGCCGCAGCCGGGAGCUGCGGUGGUGGGGGCAGAGCGGGGUCGGGGAAGGCCGGGGGGGCCACGUGGUGAAGAUCGCAGUGGAUGGGCCCCCGCUGCACGAGUUUGACUUUGGGUUGGCUGUGGAGUUCUUAGAGAGUGGGUGGGGAGAGGGCUUCCUGGGGUCGCAGCUCACCUGAGGGUGGCCUCCUUCUCUCGGCCCAGCCAGCCUGGGGCCCUUAGGGCCAACCUAGACUUGACCAUGCUGCACCCAAGAUGAUCUGCUGACUGUGGCCUCCCAGGGGCCUGAGGCCACCCACCCACCCUUCUGGAGCUUCCCACCAACCCCACCCUGUAGGCUGUGGAGGAAGGGACUGGUUCAAGAGGGGCCUGGGUGGGUGGGCAGAGAUGCUAGGAUCUGGGGCACCCUAAAUCAUUCCUGGCCUUUACACAGUUAGAUGAGGAGUAGCUCACCCUUUUUCCUUCUGGAUUCGGCCCAAGUUUGGGCUCCCCCCAGAAAUAUGGGAGUUCUUGGCUUGGGGGAGGAAGACUAGGUCUUGGGAAUUGAGUGGCUGAGGGAACGGACGCUGGUCCUUGGCUGUUUCUUUCUUUUUCUUUCUUUCUUUUUUUUUUUUUUUUGAGAUGGAGUCUUGCUCUGU
Molecule: messenger RNA, 2801 nt
Organism: Cercocebus atys (sooty mangabey)
Lineage: Eukaryota; Metazoa; Chordata; Mammalia; Primates; Cercopithecidae
Exons: 3
Coding region: 315-2342 (675 amino acids)
Source: RefSeq, a predicted model, not a curated record